CAUGACGUCUUCAUGGAGCGACGGUAGACCCCGCCCCAUUUUCUGCGCGCGCCGAUGCAGUCGGCCAGAAGAGUGGUAUUUAAUUUUGGAAACUAUAUUGUAAGAGUUUAAGUGCAAUACCCAUAUCGCAACAAAAGUACCAGACACAGUGAAAAAUACAGCAGCAUUUUGUUUGGCGAGUGAGAUGUCUUCUUAUCAUUCCCGCUCUCGUUUACUGCGCAACUUCCGUAUCCCCGUUCGAAUAGUACCUUGUAAACAAACAAGCGUAAACAGCAUGGCCGUUCGAGUUUAGCACACUGAAUUGAGUUGAGCGAGUGCUAUUAAUGAUGGCGGGGAUCAUCCGGAGGCUCGACGAGACGGUUGUCAAUCGGAUAGCCGCGGGAGAGGUUAUUCAGCGCCCUGCUAACGCUGUUAAAGAAAUGAUUGAAAACUGUCUGGAUGCCAAGGCCACGAACAUCCAGGUGACGGUUAAAGAUGGUGGAAUGAAACUGCUGCAGAUUCAGGACAACGGCACCGGUAUUCGGAGAGAAGACAUGGAAAUAGUUUGCGAGCGUUUUACCACAAGCAAGCUGCAGACAUUUGAGGACCUCUCUGCCAUUGCAACUUAUGGGUUCAGAGGAGAGGCUCUGGCCAGUAUAAGCCAUGUCGCCCACGUAACCAUAACAACAAAGACAGCCGAUGCCAAAUGCGCCUACAGAGGCGCCUACAGUGAUGGUAAACUAAAAGGCCCUCCGAAACCCUGCGCUGGAACAGGAACACAAAUACUGGCAGAGGAUCUCUUCUACAAUGUGUCUACCAGGAGGAAAGCUUUAAAAAGCCCCAGCGAUGAGUACUCUAGGAUUGUCGAGGUGGUGAGCAGGUAUGCUAUACACAAUUCCGGCAAAAGCUUCUCUGUCAAGAAGCAAGGAGAGACGGUAGCAGAUGUGAGAACUUUGCCCAACGCAUCAGUGGUGGAUAACAUUCGGGGAGUUUUUGGCAAUGCGGUCAGCAGGGAACUGAUCGAGGUUGGCUGCGAGGACCAGAAGCUGGCCUAACUGAAGGGCUACAUCUCCAACGCAAACUACUCAGUCAGGAAAUGUAUCAUGGUCCUCUUUAUCAAUCACCGUCUGGUAGAGUCGAGUGCGCUGAAGAAAGCCGUGGAGACAGUUUAUGCCGCGUAUCUGCCCAAGACACACCCCUUCCUUUAUCUCAGUUUAGAGAUCGCCCCUCAGAAUGUAGACGUGAAUGUGCACCCCAAGCACGAGGUGCAUUUCCUGCACGAGGACAGCGUCAUUGAAAGCGUUCAGAAGCACAUUGAGGGCAAGCUGCUAGGCUCCAACUCUUCACGCACAUACUUCACUCAGACAUUGCUGCCCGGGCUGUCUGUGUGUGGUGCAGGUGAGAUCAAGUCAUCCAGUGGCACGUCCGAGUCUGGCGAGCGCGUCUACGCGCAUCAGAUGGUGAGGACUGACUGUCGUGCUCAGAAGCUGGAUGCCUUCCUCCAGCCAAAGGAGAAGCUGCUUCCCGAGUCAGAACCCGCUGGCCCGAGUGGCACCGAUUCCGAGUCCAAAGCUGUCGAGCUGGAUGAUCUGGACAUGCUGGACGCACUGGACCAGAUGGAGGUAGAGCUGCCGAAAAGUGAGAAGGAGAGCAGCGACCAACUGCACGAUGUCCAAAGGAAGCGUCCCAGGAAAGAGCAGCAGGAGGAGGAUGGGGAAGAGGGGCGAGACGAGGACAAGACUGCCCCAGCCACGCCCAAGAGACGAGUCAUCAAACUAAACAGUGUCAAAGAGCUGAGAGCCGAGAUUAGCGACAACACACACAAAGGUUUGCAGGAGAUGCUGCAGAAUCACUCGUUUGUGGGCUGUGUCAACCCCCAGUGGACUCUGAUCCAGCAUCACACUAAACUCUUCCUGCUCAACACCACAACGCUAAGCCAGGAGCUCUUCUACCAAAUCCUCAUCUAUGAUUUUGGAAACUUUGGUGUACUGAGGCUCUCUACACCGGCUUCCAUUUACGAGCUGGCCAUGUUGGCUCUGGACUCUGAGGAGAGUGGCUGGACUGAGGAGGAUGGACCCAAAGAAGGCUUGGCUGAGUACAUAGUGGACUUCCUGAAGAAGAAAGCCGAGAUGCUGGAGGACUAUUUCUCCCUGGAGAUAGAUCAGCAGGGAAAUUUAAGAGGAUUACCCUUGUUGAUUGACAACUACACACCUGUCAUGGAAGGUCUGCCCAUGUUCAUCCUUCGCCUUGCAACAGAGGUGAACUGGGACAACGAAAAAGAAUGCUUCCGAGACUUCAGCAAAGAGUGCAGUGUGUUCUAUUCAAUAAGGAAGCAAUACAUCCUGGAGGUGGAGCCGGGAGAGGAGCAGGAUGCAGAGGUGAAAUCGUGGCGAUGGAACGUUGAGCACAUCCUAUGCAAGGCUUUCCGUUCACUCAUUAGUCCUCCCAAACACAUCAGUGAGGACGGCACGGUGCUGCAGAUCGCGAAUUUACCGGAUCUCUACAAAGUAUUUGAGAGGUGUUAGAUGACUCGGAAACAUCAACGUCUCAUGCUGCUCCUUUUUACUUGGUGUAAGUUUCUGUAUGUUUUCAUUAAAUUCAAAUUCUUUCUGCGUAAA
Hippocampus zosterae (dwarf seahorse) is the source of this 2597-nucleotide messenger RNA. It is a transcript of the gene mlh1, whose product is annotated as mutL homolog 1, colon cancer, nonpolyposis type 2 (E. coli). Gene Ontology annotation, cellular component: MutLalpha complex. Gene Ontology annotation, molecular function: mismatched DNA binding; ATP hydrolysis activity; ATP-dependent DNA damage sensor activity. NCBI's taxonomy places the organism in Eukaryota, Metazoa, Chordata, Actinopteri, Syngnathiformes, Syngnathidae. The record is from RefSeq and is a predicted model, not a curated record. Gene Ontology annotation, biological process: mismatch repair.